UUCCAUAAACACGUCCUUUUUCGCUUAAUAAGCGUAAACAUUUCUCACUUAUACCCAACAUCUAAAAUAAUUAUAAUCUUUCCGUUUUUAUAGAAAAACUUACGUUUAGCACCCAUUACAAGAUGUCAUGUGCUUUGACAUUUAAAAAUUGAGGUUAUAUUUAAACGUCAACUAAGUGUCAAAUAGCAAAGUGAGGUUAAUAAUGAAAAUUAAUUAUAAUAAAAAUGGUUUUUUUAAGUAAUGAAGGCAUUUUAAGGAUUUCCUUUAACGAAUCCAUCAAGUAUGACAAACCAAAUCGGAUUUAUCCCUUUGAAAAUAGUCCAAUUUACGAAUCAAUAAUCACCGAUUGUGCUAAAUUAACUAAAGGAGACGAUGUUAAAGACAUCUACGAAAUAAUGAUAUCUUUGUCGGAAGAAAUCAAGCAUGAUUCCGAACCAGGAGAUACAAUUGCAAUUCUUCCAAAGAAUAACGAAAAAGAAAUCGAUGAAAUCUUAGAAAUAUUGGGUUAUAAAGAUAAUAUUAACGACGAUUGUUAUUUCUAUGUUUUAAAUGAAAAGAAACGAAAACUUUUUGCUCAUUUACCAUUAAAAAGUACUUUAAGAAAUGUUUUCUUAGAAAAUGUUGAUGUACGGAGUCCAUUUAAAAAGACUUUUUUAAAAAAAUUAUCUAGUUAUUCCACUUCGAACGAUAAAAAGCUCCUUGAAGAUUUAUCAUCACCUAAAUCUGAGAAUUAUUUAAAUUUCGUUGAAGAAAAUAACUCACUUUUGUGCUUUCUAAAAAAAUUUUCUUCAUGCAAACCUCCAAUUGAUGUUAUUUUAGAAAAUUUGCAUCCACUACAACCCAGAAUUUACUCCAUAGCUUCAUCACCAUUAAUAAAAAACCAAUUAAAAUUAAUUUUUUCUGUUAUAAUUAAUGAAAAUUCCCAUCUCAAAGGUGUUUGUAGCAGUUAUUUAGAAAAAACCGCGUUAAUUAAUGGCUCAAUAAACUUUUAUUUUCGAAAACCAUCGUUUCGAAUUCAAUUACAAACGAAUCCAGUUAUUAUGAUUGGUCCAGGGACGGGUUUGGCUCCAUUUUUAAGCUUUUUAGAAACGUUGAACCUUAAAAACAUCGAAAAUUCAGAUUGUUGGUUAUUUUAUGGGUGUCGAUACAACAAUAGAGACUUUUUAUACGAAGCCAAAUUAAAGAAGUACUUAAAUGAUGGAGUUUUGAAGAAAUUAUCAGUGGCUUUUUCGAGAGAAUCAAAAAAAGGGAAAAUCUAUGUGACUCAUCUAAUUGGGAAUGAAUCAGAUUUGAUUUUUAAUAAAUUUGUUGAACAAAAUGGAUCAAUUUAUGUUUGUGGUGAUGCUAAAAAUAUGUUUAAAGAUGUCCAAGAAGCACUUUUGGGGUGUUUGGUGGGGAAUGGGAUGGGUUUGGAAGAAGCUGAAAGAUUUUUAGAGGGGAAGAUUAAGGAAAUGAAGUAUAUUGAAGAUAAAUGGGUGUAAAAAUUGUUUUAUUUUUGUUAAUAAAUAUCUUUAUCAAAUCUUGUUGGAGAAGCAAGUCUUUUGGCUGUCAAGGUUAUAGGUGUGAGAUUUCAUCUACUAUUAAAGCAUUAAAGAGUUUUUAUUAAUACAUAAUACUAUAUUUCCAUUUAUCAUAAAGAAUGUUACUCUUUAUUCUUUAAAAAAAUUCGGCUUUAAGGCGCCAUGGAGACAAGGUUAUGAAGAAUCAGAUACAGGUAGUAGAUGACCUCAAACGUUGACCUUUCUUUAUGAUCUUUCACAUAUGUUAGAGAGAGUUAACAAACAUUGAAGAGAGCAGAAAACGAUAAUAAAAGAAAACUUGAUAAUGAUUUUAUUGCCGCGCAUAUAUAAAUAAGUUUGAGAUAUAAUUUCGUCUUAGUUGGACGAAAAUAUUAUAGAAGUUAAGAUGUUUGUUGCCACGAUUUUUUUAAUGCUUAUUAUAACAGCAAUAAAUUCAACUUCUGCUUAUGAACCUUAUUAUUGGAAAACAUGCAAUGGAACAGUACCGGAUGAUGCUGUUUUAACUGAAGAUUCAACGAUUUUUGUAAGUCGUGUCUGCGCAGGAGGACAUCACGACCGUAUUAGUUGUUUUACAUCGACAUACAACUCAAAAGAUAUUACUUCUACAGCCAAUGUUAACGGACAUAGGUCAAUUUUUUAUAAAAAUCAUAUGAUUUUAAGUACAUCUCACCCAGAACUUUUACGAUGGGAAUACGUUAAUAUUCAAACCGUGCAAGGAGAUUUUCUAAAGAAAGUUGUAUCCGCUGGUUCUUUAGACGGAGUUGAUAGAUAUAUUGGAAAGGUUUUCCACGAAAAUCAAUGGAAAAUUUCAACGGUGAAGCCGACUGAAGGUUUAAUGAUUUGGACAAACAAAGACGGAACUGGAGUUAAUGUAACCGAUUUUCAAAUACUUGUAAUUCUUGCAAAGGCAGAACCAAGUUAUGUUCAAGUACAGCAACAAAGUGAAAAUGAAUGUAUGAUGUGUCAGUGUUCACGAAAGUGCUAAAAAUUAUUGUAAUAAAUAAAUAAAACGCUCAAAAUAAUAA
Messenger RNA from Onthophagus taurus, 2545 nucleotides. NCBI's taxonomy places the organism in Eukaryota, Metazoa, Arthropoda, Insecta, Coleoptera, Scarabaeidae. The record is from RefSeq and is a predicted model, not a curated record.